AUGACAAUCAUCAAGGACACAAAAGUCCCUAACGCCUGCCUCUUCACGUUGAAUAAAGAGGAUCACACAAUUGGCAUCAUCAUCAGACAACAACUUCUGAAGGACCCCCAGGUGCUCUUUGCUGGCUAUAAGGUCCCUCAUCCCCUGGAGCACAAGAUUGUGAUCCGUGUUCAGACUACACCAGACUACAGUCCUCAGGAGGCUUUCACUAAUGCCAUCACUGACCUCAUCAGUGAGCUGUCCUUGUUGGAGGAGAGAUUUAGGGUGAGGACAUGA
This is a messenger RNA of Salmo salar (Atlantic salmon), 276 nucleotides long. NCBI's taxonomy places the organism in Eukaryota, Metazoa, Chordata, Actinopteri, Salmoniformes, Salmonidae. The record is from RefSeq and is a predicted model, not a curated record.